CAGGUAGUAAAAGACAUCAGUAGAGGUCAAGUGAUUAAAGAAACGCAAUGAGCUCCAUCGAGUGUUUACCUGACAUAGUGCUGGACCAGAUCUUCUGGUUCCUGCGGCCACUGGAGCUGCUGCGGUCCUGCGCGCUGGUGAGUAAGCGCUGGAACGCGCUGGUCGUGCGGCGCGCGCUAGUGGUGCGCGGCUCGCGACACGUGCAGCUCUUGCGCCACUCGUUGCGCGCGCUCUACGUAGUGCUGCCUGAUAUCCGCAGCGAACUGCCCCCAUUCUUGCCGCUCUUCGACCUCAUUGGCGACAUAGUGCGGCAGGCCCCCAUGUUGGUCGAAUUGUCUUUAGGAGUGGACGUGCCGCUGGACCCCUACCUGAUGAGCACAUUGAACGGCCUGCGAUGUCUCCGCCACCUCGAUGUGUUCCCUUCUUACAAGCUUGGUUCAGAAAUGCUCCCCCUCCUACUACGGCUGGACACGCUGGUGUUGAACAACGUCGUGCACUCAAAAGUACUAGUGGAGUUGGCAACCCAAGGCCGCCUUAAAGCGUUGCACUUGCAUGGCUAUCUGCUGGUCCGCAACUAUCCACUCCGUGGUAUGCUGCGACUCAUCAACGCGACAGACCUACGUGAGCUGACGCUGCGCUGUAGUGAGCUGCACAAUCCUGCGUACGAGACCGUCGUGACCUGCCCCAACCUGACGUCGCUGCAGCUGUACUCGUGCCGAUACUUGACGGGCGCGGGUGCCGUGCACCUAACCCGGCCGCGGGGCCUCACACGCCUGCAUGUGACUGGUGCCCGUAGUCUGACACCAGUGGGACUAGCAGCCAUGCUGGCGACGCUCCCACCUGGCCUCACCGACCUCGCUCUGAGCGGUACAAGCUUUGCAGAAGAACACGCCCAGCUACUUCCCGCCCAAGCACCUCGCCUGAAAGAACUGGAGCUGUGGAGGUGUCACAUUUCCGCGAAGGCGGUGAUAGUGCUCGCUAGCGCGUUGUUGCAAAUACGCUGCCUUAGCGUGGAGGUGGCACUGACUGCCGAACAGCUGCGUAUACUGGCCGUGCACCCGACUCUGAAACUGGUGCGAUGCGGCCCGAUGCCGAUGAAGCCGGACACGUACAAGAUUAGUGGCUUACGCAUCGUGUCCACGAAGGCGAAGUACCCCCUCCCGUGCAUGUUCCAAUCGAAUCUAGACAAUUCUACAGACGGGUUCCGUGCGUCCUUCUGCUACUACUGGAUGCACCACAGCGACCUCGAGCCCGUCGGCGCGACUCCGAACCUGGCGUGCAGUACCGUGGUGGAGGACACUCACAACAAGAUGUUCGCCAAGCUCCCAAUUCCCGGCGCGACGUACGUCACCAACACCAUCAGUAUAGACGGCGUGUACAGGGAGUAUUACAGGAACUACUCGUACGACCUGGACAAUGAAGUGGUGGGCACGAGACACUCCCGGCUUAAUGUCAAGUACUCGUAUUGCUAACCAGGUCGCGGCACUACUACCGGAGUACCGGUAUCUACAAUAAUGUCCUGUAUAAUGUGUUUUCUAAUCAUUUUAAAGUAGGUAGGUACCUAUUUUAUAAUAACAUUGUAGUACAUGUAAUAAGAAACUGUUUAUUUUUUAUGGAAAUAUUCCAGUUUUGUGGAAUUUUAAAACCUAUUAUUAACAAAAACUUGCUAUACAUAUAGAUUAAGUUGGCAGUGAAUCUUAUACAAAUUAAAUAGGAUUUGUAAUAUCCCACGUUGGGCGCCACAAUACGAAAUGUCAUCUUUUCACGUUUAAGAUUUAUAAAGAAAAAUAAUGUUUUUCAUGUAGAUUCCUCUUUUAUGAAUUAAAAAGGUUUAUUGGAAUCAUUAAGUCGUCGAUGGUUCAAAUAUAUCAGGAUGUUAGUGUUCCCGAGAAACAUCAUUUUGUACCGCUAGCCCUUUGUCUAAAGUCAUUCUUGCAAGAUGGCGGCUGCGACACAAUGGUGCGAUACUUGUAUUUAAGUUUACUUACCCUCGAUAUUUAAUUUGUAUGUAAAUCAUGUUUUAUACUUUUGCGCAUGAUUAAGUUUAAUGUAAAUACUUGUUCUAGAAAUGGACUGAAAUAAAAUAAUGAUGAAAUAAAAUAUUUAAAAUUAUUGUCUAC
Molecule: messenger RNA, 2120 nt
Organism: Spodoptera exigua (beet armyworm)
Lineage: Eukaryota; Metazoa; Arthropoda; Insecta; Lepidoptera; Noctuidae
Source: the annotation of a GenBank genome assembly